Molecule: messenger RNA, 1325 nt
Organism: Trichoderma harzianum CBS 226.95
Lineage: Eukaryota; Fungi; Ascomycota; Sordariomycetes; Hypocreales; Hypocreaceae
Exons: 1
Coding region: 311-955 (214 amino acids)
Biological process (GO): protein complex oligomerization; protein folding; response to salt stress
Source: RefSeq, a predicted model, not a curated record
GAAGUCGUGAUGAAGUCGCGAUGAUCUCACCACAGCUUCCAGAAUACUCCAAGACUCCGUUUCCAGUAUGCCGACGAAGAUUCAAGAAUCAUCUUUGUUUACACUCCUCCAACUAUAAAGAAGUCGUUCUAAUCCUCCAUCGUCUGUCCUCUUCUGUCACAACACAAGACACAAACAAAUCAACACACACAACAAACACUCUUACAACGCGCUCACACAACCAAGUCUCAAAAGACUACACCUCUUUCUAAACCAAUCAUCAACCAUCAACAAACAAACAAUCACCAAGCCUCUCAUCUCAUCAUCCAAAAUGGCCUUUCUUCAGCGCAACUUUUACACUCCCGAGACCUCUUUCACUCCUCUCUUCCGCCUUCUUGAGGACUUCGACAACUACUCCCGCCAAGGCAACGACAACCAGCGUACCAGCCGCCGCACUAUCGCUCAUUGGCAGCCCAAGUUUGACGUCCGCGAGACGGGCGAAGCUUACGAACUCCAUGGCGAGCUCCCUGGAAUGAAGAAGCAGGAUGUCCACAUCGAGUUUACCGACCCUCAAUCGAUUGUCAUCCGCGGCAAAGUUGAGCGCACCUACACAGCCGGUACCCCACCUGCUGGUGCUCUCGAAGACUCCUCCAAGAGCGGCGCCAUCACUGAGUCUGGCGAGCACGAGCGCCCCAAGUCUCCUCACCAGGCUACUGUCGAGGACGAAAACGAGGCUGGAAACACCACCGCCCCUGCCGAAGGCGAGGUGGUCAAGGCCGACUCCUCCAAGAAGCAACCUACCGACUCCGCCAAAUAUUGGCUCACCGAGCGAAGCAUCGGCGAGUUUUCUCGCACUUUCAACUUUCCCGCUCGUGUCAACCAGGAUGGUGUGACGGCCAGCUUUACAGACGGCAUCCUCAACGUUGUCGUUCCCAAGGCGGCCAAACAUGAGCCUCGCCGAAUCAACGUGCUCUAAAGCACUACCAAAACAAAUUUCUUCUCUAAUACCAUUUUCUACUUUCCUUUGUCGACGAGCAUAUCAUUAAACAAUCAUUUCGGAGAUGACAAAAUUGCAUGGAAGGGGCGUUUUGAAUUUGAGCUAUAUGGUGAAGAUCUCUCCUUAAGGGUGUGGAAACAGCAAGUGAUGGAGUGUGAGUUGUAAAAGCGUUGAAACUUUAUACCUUCAUUUAAGUUUUACAAUCUAAACAUAGUCAACUAAUACAAUACAUUUGAUAAUAUACAAAAUUCUCUUGACUCUCAGUGACGCAAAAAUUUAGACUGGUGCAUAUCUAGGUGCGACAAAAGACGCUUCGGAUUAGAAUUACUCAACGAUGUUAAUCGCCGCU